AUGGCCAUAUCAAUGCUGCAAGACGCACAGACGCGAAGCUUAGCUGCUGCAUUGGCAGGCAUCAAGAGAGAGGAGGCUUCUGUUGAUCGCUCUAUGUCGCUAUCGCCACCCAUGUCGGCCAACACAUCAGCCACCAGCGCCGCAGCCAUGUACCCGGCAAUGGGUCUUCAACAGGCAGCCGCUGCCUCUGCCUUUGGAAUGCUCUCACCCACCCAGCUCCUGGCUGCCAACCGGCAGGCUGCCGCCUUCAUGGCGCAACUACCUAUGAGCACAUUGGCCAACACCCUGUUCCCGCACAAUCCCGCGGCGUUGUUUGGAGCCUGGGCCGCCCAGCAGUCACUGCCACCUCAAGGCACACACAUGCAUUCGCCGCCAGCUAGUCCACACUCGCCGGUGUCCACACCUCUGGGCAGUGGCAAGCAUCCACUGAGCUCCCCCAACAGCACCCCCCAGCACCAUGAGCCAGCAAAGAAGGCUCGCAAAUUGUCCGUAAAGAAGGAGUUUCAGACAGAGAUCAGCAUGAGUGUAAAUGACCUUUACCACACCCCCGGUGGUCCCAUCUCUCCGCCUUCCAGCGGCAGCUCUCCCAACUCCACUCAUGAGGGCGCGGGUGGCAAUGCAGGUGCCAAGGACCCAUCUCGCGACAAGAGCUUCACAUGCAAAAUCUGUUCCCGCAGCUUUGGCUACAAGCACGUUUUGCAGAACCACGAGCGCACCCACACUGGCGAGAAGCCCUUCGAAUGUCCUGAGUGCCAUAAACGCUUCACCCGGGACCACCACUUGAAGACCCAUAUGCGUCUUCAUACUGGAGAGAAGCCAUAUCAUUGCUCGCAUUGUGAUCGUCAAUUCGUUCAGGUGGCAAACCUCAGGCGUCACUUGCGUGUCCACACUGGAGAGCGUCCGUACACAUGUGAGAUCUGCGACGGUAAAUUCAGCGACUCCAAUCAACUCAAAUCCCAUAUGUUGGUGCACAACGGUGAAAAGCCUUUUGAGUGCGAACGUUGCCACAUGAAGUUCCGACGGCGCCACCAUCUUAUGAACCACAAGUGCGGCAUUCAGUCGCCGCCUACUCCAGCUCUGUCACCAGCCAUGAGCGGCGACUUCCCCAUGGCAGUCACCGCAAUGGCUUUGGAGUCCUCCACCACCAAAUUUGCGGCAAUGUGCGCAAGCUAUGGAGGCUCUGAAGAAUCGGUCGACUUGGAGAAAGGUCCUUUGGAGGACGAUGCCCCAUUGGAUUUGUCAGAGGAUGGAGCCAGCUCCGUUGAUGGACAUUGCAGCAGCAGCAUUGCACGGCGAAAGGCUCAGGAUAUUCGCAGAGUUUUCCGCUUGCCUCCCCCUCAAAUCCUUCAUGUUGCCAGUGAUAUGCCCGAGCAAACCGAACCUGAGGAUCUGAGCAUGCAUUCUCCCCGUUCCGCCGAGUCCCACGAACAUAACGAAGAUAUUGAUUUGGACGAUCUGGAUGAUGCUGCAGCCCUUUAUAUGCGACAACAGCAUCACUAG
Messenger RNA from Drosophila serrata, 1500 nucleotides. RefSeq names its product Kruppel (gene Kr). Lineage: Eukaryota; Metazoa; Arthropoda; Insecta; Diptera; Drosophilidae. Gene Ontology annotation, cellular component: nucleus. Gene Ontology annotation, biological process: regulation of gene expression. The record is from RefSeq and is a predicted model, not a curated record.